This is a messenger RNA of Penicillium cataractarum, 1200 nucleotides long. RefSeq names its product glutaminyl-peptide cyclotransferase family protein. The transcript has a single exon. Bases 1 to 1200 code for a protein of 399 amino acids. The record is from RefSeq and is a predicted model, not a curated record. Lineage: Eukaryota; Fungi; Ascomycota; Eurotiomycetes; Eurotiales; Aspergillaceae. Gene Ontology annotation, molecular function: zinc ion binding; glutaminyl-peptide cyclotransferase activity.
AUGUCUACGGCUUAUUGCGACCUCCGCUGCCUCCGUGGCCACUUCCUCUAUCUAUACCUCGGCUUACUGCUCCUUUUGAUCCCCGGAGAAGCCUACGAGAAGCUUUCGGAGGAUACACUGAAAGCACUGCCACGGCCAAGUCAAGACUUUGACAUUCACACCGGUGCUUUGUUUUCGCCAAUCCUACAACCUCGCGUCCCUGGCACCCCUGGCCAUACGGCGGUCCUCGAACACUUCGCAACCUUCUUCCGAACAACACUGCCAGAAUGGCAGAUUGACUUCCAGAAUUCGACCUCAAAGACUCCAGUAUCCCAUGGGAAAGACGUCCCCUUUGUCAACUUUAUUGCAUACCGAGAUCCACCGGGGACCGCAAAGGGAGAUGUGGGCCGAUUGACAUUAGUUGCCCAUUAUGACAGCAAACUGGAACCGGAGGGCUUUAUUGGAGCUAUCGAUAGCGCUGCGCCAUGUGCCAUGAUUAUGCAUGCUAUGCGCAGCAUUGAUUCUGCCUUGGACAAGAAAUGGGCGGCGAUGGAAGCUGAAGGCAUGGAUCUCUUGGACGAGCACCAUGGAAUACAGGUCCUCUUCCUUGAUGGUGAAGAGGCUUUCAAGGAGUGGACGUCUACUGAUUCAUUAUACGGUGCGCGUUCUCUCGCUGAACACUGGGAGACUCAGAUGAACCCUGCCAUGUCGACGUUCAAAACACCUCUAUCAUCUAUAUCUCUCUUUGUGCUACUUGACCUUCUCGGUGCAAAGAGUCCUAAUAUUCAGUCCUAUUACCCAACGACCCACUGGGCUUAUCAAAGCCUCGGCGCCCUCGAGAAGCGACUCCGAUCUCUUGGACAUCUGAAGUCCACCUCCACCGACCCAUGGUUUAUUGAUACAUCAAAGGACUCACAUCAAGUCAUGGCAUUCGGCGGAAUUCAAGAUGACCAUCUACCUUUUCUGGCGAGAGGAGUGGAAAUUCUUCACCUCAUCGACUUUGCACCCUUUAAGGGCUUCCCAUCAGUAUGGCACACGGCGGACGACGAUGCUGAGCACCUGGACAUGGAUACAGUGAAAGAUUGGAGUGUUCUAAUGACUGCAUUCGCCGCAGAGUGGAUGGAGCUAGACGGGUUCCUUGACCACGGGGAUAAGGUGCGGCGUGAAGAGGACCUUGAUGAGUCGGAGGCUAUCCGAUUAAACAAAAAGACCGAGUUGUAA